This is a messenger RNA of Spodoptera frugiperda (fall armyworm), 3048 nucleotides long. RefSeq names its product SPARC-related modular calcium-binding protein 1 (gene magu). The record is from RefSeq and is a predicted model, not a curated record. The transcript is spliced from 12 exons. Gene Ontology annotation, molecular function: calcium ion binding; extracellular matrix binding; heparin binding. Gene Ontology annotation, cellular component: basement membrane. Gene Ontology annotation, biological process: extracellular matrix organization. Bases 340 to 2079 code for a protein of 579 amino acids. NCBI's taxonomy places the organism in Eukaryota, Metazoa, Arthropoda, Insecta, Lepidoptera, Noctuidae.
CGUGCGCGCACUGCGCUUUUUGCUUGUGGCAGGGCGACCGCGGUGCGGCGGCGGCGGCGGAGGCGCACCGGGAUCUUAUCCUUAUUGUAUUUUAUUCUGUUCUUAGCUCUCUGUCCCGACGAACGUCCCACUACAUCCCUAUUGUAAAACUGAACGUUUUAUUGUAACAAAGCCAGUUUAUUAUAAACUAACGUAUUAUGCCAAUAUGUUAGUAAAAACUCAGUCAUUCUUUGCCCGGUCUUCAGACGGUCUGUUUUGUUGUGUGAACGAGUGUUACAAAUAAAAUAAUAAUAACGGCGAAUACAGAUUUUUAAGAAAAUUGCUUUAUCAACUGACAUUAUGAAUGUAAAUGAUUUAGUGACCCGUUUAUUUUUUCUCACCAUUAUUUAUAUUGUCGGAGCUGCACCUGAUAAUAAGAGCUCCGCGUCGAGUCCAGUGAACAACGAGGCGUGCAAGGCGCGUGCGGCCGCGUGCGAGUCGAACGCAGCGCACGCUCGCCGUCCCGUCUGCGGCACCGACGGCCGCACAUACCCUUCACGAUGUCACCUCAUGAUAGCCCAGUGCAACGGCCCACCAGUCAGCAUAGCAAGGAAGGGACCCUGCGUCGAGGGACAGUCAUCCUGCCUGAUAGCGCAACGAUAUGCGCAGAGUGGGAUGUGGUCAGCAUAUGUUCCUCGAUGCCGUGCUGAUGGCAGCUACGCAGCCGUGCAGUGCGCGAGCGCGGGCGCGGCGCCGGGCGGCUGCUGGUGCGUCACUCCUGACGGCAAACCGCUCCCAGAUACUUCUGUCAGGAACGGUAGACCUGACUGCACGAGGACUGGUAAAUCACACACGAGGAGGCGGUCCUCGGUUCGCGGGCAACGCAAUAAGAGAACGUGCACAAGGACCGACCGGGCCCAGUUCAAUGGGAAUCUCAUCAAAAUCUUCAGCGGGGAGUUCGAAAGGGCUCGAACUGAUUCUGGAUCGUCACCAGAACCGAGGGUUGUAGCUGACUGGAAAUUCAGCGAACUGGAUAGAGACCGCAGCGAUGCUUUGCAAAAAUCCGAGUAUCGAGGACUCAGAAGACUUAUCAAAAAGGUGGUGAAACCGAAACGGUGCGCACGGGCAUGGGCGCGCGGCUGCGAUGGUGAUGGAGACGGAGAGAUAGCUCAUGCUGAGUGGGUAGCGUGCUUGCUGGUCAACCCGGAGCCGCCAGCACCGGACUUCUCUCUCCGUUUCUUCAUGUCGUUGAAUGCAGACGAUGACAGCGGUCCGGAACCCGAGCCUGCUGAUUACGAGGAGGAACCGCCACCAGAUCCCAGCUCAGUGUAUUUUAUCUCUGCAGUUUUACCUGGGAUAGUGCGGAACUCGUUCGCGCCUGAUGGAUCCGAGUCUGAAGCGAGGCGGGAAGAUGAGGCUAACGACUGCCUGACCGACAGACAAGCUGUUUUAGAUGAACAGAAGGCGGGCGGAGCUGCUCUGUAUGUGCCCGAGUGUACGGGCGACGGAAGGUACGCUCGCGCACAGUGCUACAGAUCGACUGGCUACUGCUGGUGCGUGCACCAAGACACAGGGAAACCAAUCCCGGGCUCCUCCGUCAAGGAUCGCCGACCUGACUGCGACGCGGCACCACAACACGCCAGUCCGAUGAGAGGUACGGUUUUAUCAGGUUGUCCAGAGCCAAUGAAGAGCAAUUUCUUACGGGACCUGAUGAGCUUCUUCGUGUCCAAAAUGACGACUUCUAUCAACGGUACUGGCCCUGGAGAUAUGGUAAAAUGGGGAGCAUCGAAGGAGGAGCAAGCUGCUACUUGGACUUAUGUAAUGUUAGACAAGGAUAAGAACAAAGCGUUGGAGCGACGGGAGUGGAAGGCGUUCCAUCAGCUGAUAUCCAACGUCGAGCCUCUGAGGCGGUGCGGUCGGAAGCUGCCUAGAUACUGCGACGUAAACCACGACUCCAAGAUCAGUAUUACAGAGUGGAUGGCGUGUUUGGAAGUCACACAAGGGUCACAGGCCCAAACGACUGAAGCUACCAAAGCCCCGUCUAAUCCUAGAAGAAAAGGCCCGAAUCCGCUGGAAUCAUUUCUGAAAGCUGAUGAUUGAUCCAUCGCGUGUCCAUGUGGACUGUGUAUGUAGAGGACGGUGUCAAGUAUUCGUGCCAGUGUUAGUGGUAAGAAAACUGUGCAGUGAAGUGUUCAUGUCUACGAACAGACGAUGGCCAAGCAAAUAUUAUGGAUUUGCCGAUGUUUCUUAAAGUUUAUUUUCAUCAAAAAUAAAUAAUAAGAUAUAUCAUACAUCCGAAGUAAUAAUUUGUAGUAGAAACCUAUGAACGUAAUUACGUAUUUAUGGCUGAGAUGAUGUUUGUUCAUUCGAUGUAUUUCAGACCACUAACGAAUGUGGCCAUUCUAGCUUGUGCGCUUUUACUGUUAUGCCAUAAAUGUCCUACGCCCUAAUAUUUAAUUAUUAAUAAGAGUUUCUGAAAGAUUCUCAAACAUUAUUUGUAAUUAGUUUCUAAGUAGUUUUUGUCGUAAUUUAUUGAAGUUGAUACAAAAAUUCUGACUUUCACUAGUCGUGUAUUUAUGUAAUUCCUUUAGAACUUGCUCUGUCUAGUAACAGAGUGUAAACAUUAUUUUCUGAUUAUUGUACGCGUAUUGUUAUUGUAUUACCCUGUAUUAUUAUUAUGUACUGUACAUAAACAAUUUACCUAUGUAACAUUUCAUGUGCUGCUACAUUAUAUCUAGGCUAGAUAUUUUAAAAUUCUAUACAAAUACAUCUGACACAAAAAGAACUAGUAUUUAAGUAGCCCAGUGUUAUCUGUUGUAACUUUUGUUGGUGAUACUUAUAACUUUGGACUAAAGAUUAUUUCUAAAUUGAACACUAAAUUAAAGACAAGAACGUCUAUUUUGCUCUGUCCCAGAAAAUAUUUAUGUGUUACAUAUCAACAUUUAUUUUUUACAUCUUGUAUAAGCUCGUAUUUAAACUGUGUAUGUAUAGUUUAAUUAGUCAUUGUCAAUUGUAAGGACUAUGUGAUAUUUCGUCAUUACUAUUGCUAAAUAAAAUAAUUUAAUAUUU